Molecule: messenger RNA, 574 nt
Organism: Calliphora vicina (urban bluebottle blowfly)
Lineage: Eukaryota; Metazoa; Arthropoda; Insecta; Diptera; Calliphoridae
Exons: 2
Coding region: 55-462 (135 amino acids)
Molecular function (GO): odorant binding
Source: RefSeq, a predicted model, not a curated record
CAGCUAGUGGACAGUACACAAUAAGAGCUUUAAGUCACACACUUGAUACUUACAAUGAAUAAAUUAAUUUUUCUAAUACUCUGCUGGACAUUCACAACUGCUUUUGCCGAAACACCAAGUUGGUUUCCCGAAAAUGUUGUAGAGAUAAACAACAAAUGUGCUAAAGAAACACAAGUAUCAUACAGCAUGCUGAUAAAUAUAAGAGAACGGCCGAAUGAUAUUCACAAAGUGCAAGCAUUUCUCCUGUGCAAGCUCAAAGGUGUAAAUGCUUACAAUGAAGACACGGGCCUAAAUGUAGAUCGUUUUGCCUACAUUUAUUAUCGAUCAACCAGCAUACUAAAUAGUAAAAUACCAUUGGUACAAGAUUGUGUUGACAAAAACAAGGAAGCAGCCUCAGGUGGAGAAAUGAUUUAUAAUGUGAUUAUCUGCUUAAUAGAUCAGGCAGAGGGAAAGUCUACGUAAUUUAGUGCAGUUAUUUUGUUUACAUUAAUUGUGACUUAAUCAUUUUUGUUUUAAAAGUCUACAUUAUACAUAUUUGUGUUUCUAUUGGUUUUUAACAAUGAUAUCCCAAUAA